Molecule: messenger RNA, 3213 nt
Organism: Adineta ricciae
Lineage: Eukaryota; Metazoa; Rotifera; Eurotatoria; Adinetida; Adinetidae
Source: the annotation of a GenBank genome assembly
AUGGUCUUCAUGAAACCUGAAAGUGCUCUUCGCCGUGCCGAAGAAUUGAUUGAUGUCGGUAAAAAACAACGCGCUUUGGAAACACUUUUCGAGGUGAUUACAUCUCGUCGCCAUCGAACAUGGACGAAAACGCACGAACCGUUAAUGGAAAAGUUCUUGGAAUUAUGCGUGGAAUUGAAGAAAAGUCAACUUGCCAAAGAUGGUCUUCAUCAAUAUAAGACAAUUUCACAAACAGUAUCAGUUAAAUCGCUCGAAGAUGUCAUCAUGAAAUUCCUUAAACUAGGUGAACAACGCUGUUCCGAAGCACGACAAGCAGCUACGAACGCUCUUGUUGAUAUUGAUGAUUUGGAAGUCAUCCAAACACCAGAAAGUCUCUUACUGAGUGCCGUUAGUGGCGAAUCGCAACAAGAUCGUACCGAUCGUGACAUGCUCGCACCAUGGUUGAAAUUCGUAUGGGAAUCCUACAAACAAUGCUUAGAUUUGUUGAAAAACAAUAAUCGUGUCGAAAAGAUCUAUCAAGAAGUUGCUCAAAUGGGUUUUCGUUUUUGUCAACAAUACAACCGUCGACCUGAAUUCCGAAAACUGUGCGACACGAUUCGAACACAUUUUCAACAAUCACAAAAAUAUUCGCAACAAAUGUAUAGUGUGAACUUCCAAUUGCCUGAAACACAAGCAUUACAUUUGGAAACACGUUUAGUUCAACUCGAUACGGCUAUUGCGAUGGAACUGUGGCAGGAAGCCUUCAAAGCUGUAGAAGAUAUUCAUGCUUUUACAACUAUUUCCAAGAAGACACCGCGACCUCAACAACUUGCUUCAUAUUACAGUAAAGUGGCUCUCGUUUUCUGGAAAGCUGGAAAUUAUGUUUUUCAUGCCACUACUGUUCUUAAACUCUAUGUUUUACAUCGAGAACAAAAGAAAAAUAUCACCCAUGCUGAAUUAAGUCGUUUAUCAACAAAAGCAUUACUCUCCAUUCUUUCGAUUCCAUUACCAACACCACGAACACAAAUCGAUGAGCACUUAGAAACAGAAGAAACAACAAAUGAAAAACAAAAACGUCUUACAAGUCUAUUGUCUUUACAACAAAUUCCAACUCGUGCUAGUCUUAUUCGUGACAUGAUUAAACAAGGUGUUUUGAACUUCGUCUAUCCGGAAUUGAAAAACAUGUAUGAAUGGUUAGAAGUCGAAUUCAAUCCAUUGAAAUUAUCGAAGAAAAUGGAAGAAAGCAUUGAUUUCAUUGAAAAACUUGCUCAACCGGAAUAUUCUCAAUACAUGCCUGCAUUACGUGACGUCACUGUUGUUCGUCUGCUUCAACAAAUUUCUCAAGUUUAUCGAACCAUCGAAUUGAAACGUUUUAUUGAUCUUGCACCUGCAAUCGAUAAACACCGAUUGGAAAAAAUCAUUGUCAAUGCUGCUAAAAACAACGAUGUCCAAGUUCGCAUCGAGCACAAAGCGAAAGCGUUAACGUUCGGUACGGAUUUGAAUUUAUCAGCUGGCCAACCUUCGGAUAAUCAAAUGGCAUCGAAGAGCAGCGUUCUUCAAAAGAUGCCAAAUGAACAAAUACGUAAUCAAUUAAUGGCGAUUUCGCGAUCAGUAUAUGCAUCUAUGGAAAUCAUUAAUGAGAAGGGAAAUAAAGAACGUAAUGAUAAAUUGAAACAAGACAUUGCUCGAACUUACUAUCGAGAUGAAGUCAAUCAAAGAAAGGAAAUCUUGAGACGACGAGAACUUAUUGAACGUUACAAAGAAGAAAAAGAGACGGAAUCAAGAAAUAAACUUCGCGAACGGGAAAUCGUUUCUCGUCAUCAAGAAGAUGAACGUGUCAAGGAAGAUGAAAAUCGUCGUAAAGCCGAGCAAGCACGUCGAAAGGCUGAAGCAGCGUUGGAACGUGAAAAAGAAGAGCACAGGUUGAAUAUGAAGAUCGCAAUUGAUAAAUUACGUGAAUCCGAAAUAGGCCGUCGAAUUAUCGAACUUAUCGGUGAUGAAGAAUUGUAUAAAUACGAUCCGGAAUCAUUGAAUUCGUUACAUAUCGAUGCUGUUAUCAAACAUAGUCGUGAACAGAAAGAAAAAUUGAAAGUUCAAUAUAAGAAAGUUGACUAUUUCGUUCGUGCGUUACACGAAGCUGACGUUCCUCUUAUUUCACAACUAAGUGAAACUGAAUCCCAACGUCGACGUGAAAUCCAACAAAGUGAACGUGAAAAUGCCAUCGAACGACGUGAACGUCUCAAACGAAUGGAAGAUGAUAAGUCAGCUUUUCUUCAAUCGAUUCGUGGCCAACGACAUGAAGAUUUCAUGGCUAAGAAGAAAGAAUUUGAACAACGCUUGAGCGUUGUUCGUCAGCAACGCUUGGAACAAAUACGUAAAGAACAUGCCGAAAAGAGAAAACAAGAAUGGCGAAAACAGAAACAGGUGGAAAAAGAAGCGAAAUUACGACGUCAAGAAGAAAAACGUUUGGCUGAUGCACGAGCUCUAGCUAGAGCAAGAGAUGAGAAAUUAAAUGCUCAAUCACAAAUUCAACGUCAACGUGAUGAAGAAAUCCAACGUCGCAUCGAAGCGGAGAAGAAUGCGUCACAGAGUGGUUCAAAUACAGCUCGACGUACUGCUCCUGUGGAAAAGGAUAAGACUGAUAGUCGACCAUGGCGAUCAGCACGUGAUCACGGUGAUAAUCCACCUUCGGCUACUGAUUCCAAAGGUAGUUGGCGCAAUCGAACUGAUGAUCAACGUGUACGAAACCCUGAUCGACGUACCGACGAACCACCAGCGAAUAAAACCUCAUCAAGUGAUUCAUGGAAACCAAGAGCAAGACCUGAACCAGUAGACCGUGAUGACAGACGCGUAUCAUCUCAGCAACAAUCAUCACCAUCAUCCGAACGGUGGACGGAGCGAAAUUCAGAAACAGCAAGUAGUUGGCGAACAGUUGGAAAGAAACAAACUAAUCCCAGUUCUCGAACUGAGAAUGAACGUCCAUCACAACAGCGUUCCGGAGAAUCAUCGGGAGCAUCGAGUGGCGCCUGGCGACCCAGACAACGUAUGGCUGAUGAAGCACGAGACACUGUUCGAAGUGGACCACCACCGUCGGAAAAUUGGGGACGAGCAGAUGCUAACAGCAACUGGCGCACACGAGAAAAGAAACGUUUAAACAGUUGGCGUGCCAAUGACAGCGAUGAUGAAAACGAACGUCCUCCCUCGGAUAAUAAUCGUCGAACUGGCGGCAAUUGA